AGUGGAGAUAUCAACAAAUAAUAAUACUAGUAAAAAUUGUGAAAAUUCAAUACGGAAGAAAUUUCUUUAAAUUCAUCUACAUGUUUGAUCAAGGUUUAAAAUAAUCAGAAGAUUGAUCGUUUCAAAACGUGUGUCAAGAAAUUGGAGACAUUUUCUGCAAUUUUAUUUGAUGAAUCCUCUUCUGUCAAAACUGCCUAAGGUGCCACCGGGAAAAAUUUUAGUCAACAAGGAUCUGAGUGAUUCCUCUUUAGGCAAAGAAAUCAUCAGGUUUCACGGAGGAGUCGCUUUUUCUCUGCACAGUUUGAGUGGUGCGCCGGUCGAUUUCAUCCCAGCUCAAAACACCCCUGUUAUUGUGAUUUGCUCAGAAAAUUCAUCUGGAGCCGAUGUGGAGAUAGCAGCCAAAAUCAAACGCUUCAAAAAGGCAUGGGGAAGCGCAGGUGUAAUCGUUGCCGAAAGGAAUUGCUCCACUACAAAUUUGUAUAAAGGCGUUCAGACUUGUGCCACGUUAAAGCACGACUCAAAUGUGAUCCCAGUGGCCAGUUUGCCAGAGCUGCCUGUGCUGCUGAAAGAUUUGGCUCAAACGCGGUCCAACAAGCACCUCAACCCAUUUCUGACUGUCAAAUCAACACCUCACACUACCGACCUUGCCUCGAAGCAACUCGCGCUGCUGACAAACAUUCCAAAUGUAGGCCGCAAAAAGGCACAACUACUUGUAGAGAAGUUUGUCACCAUUCGCCGACUUUCCUACGCAACUGAGGAAGAGUUGACUGAAUGUGCAGGAAGUGCCACCGCCAAAGCAGUGUUCAAAUUUUUCCAUUGAAACUAAUGAAAAUUUAUAUAAUUAGAAUUUUAAUUAAAGAUAUUUAAAAAUUAACAA
Cloeon dipterum is the source of this 877-nucleotide messenger RNA. Its product is annotated as Fanconi anemia core complex-associated protein 24-like. Bases 170 to 820 code for a protein of 216 amino acids. NCBI's taxonomy places the organism in Eukaryota, Metazoa, Arthropoda, Insecta, Ephemeroptera, Baetidae. The transcript is spliced from 3 exons. Gene Ontology annotation, biological process: interstrand cross-link repair. Gene Ontology annotation, cellular component: Fanconi anaemia nuclear complex. Gene Ontology annotation, molecular function: chromatin binding. The record is from RefSeq and is a predicted model, not a curated record.